UUGAUGGAUGAAAGGAGCAGUGCUUACAGGUUAUCUUUAGCCUCUGGGGUACUGUCCCAUUACUAACAGAGCAUAAUUAUUAAGUUAUUUUGACAGCCAGGAGCCUGAUGUACUAUGCACGGUAAUAAUGAAUUUACAUGUGUGUAGAGUUCACCAAGCACUUCUGUGUUAUUUUUGCCUCUGUUCUUUACACCUGCCCUCUGAGGGAACAAAUUUAAAAAAGAAUUUUUUUACAGAUGUAGAUGCUGUGGCUCGGGGAAGCUAAGAGACUUGCCUUUGGCUACAAAGCCAGUGGCAGUGUCUGAAGUCAGACCCAGGUCUCAUCUCAUCUCAGGGGCUGCCUUCCCCAUUUCUCUAUUUCUUAAAGUGAAGGGUGACUAGGCAAUGAAGUAAUUCUUUAGGAAAGCAUGACCAAUUUCCCUUUCUCCACCUCCCUCUUCUUCCUCUGCCCUGCCCCCCAACCCCCAUAUAUACUUACAAAUCUCCACAAAGCCUUGUUUGCUUGCAUACCUUUGCUUUUGAAAGAACCUUCACAGCUGGGACAGGAACUUUCCACUCACAGUUAUACCCCUGAUCCAUGAAUGGUGAGAGAAUUGCCUGCCCAACUUUCCCCUUCUAUAAAAAAAGAACUAGCCAUCUCCAGACAGCAGCCCUCAAGUUUCACUGAUAGGACCUGAGACCCUCCUGUCCUCCUCUGCUGGUGAUGGGCCGUCCAAUGUCUGCAGCUGCUCUCCCUUGCCUGAGUCUGAUCCUGCUUCUCUGGACCCAACUGCCAAGAGCCCAGGGCCAAGAGUUCCGAUUUGGAUUUUGCAGAGUGAAGGGGGUUGCUCUCCAGGAACUGUGGAAGGCCUUCUGGGCCGUGAAGGACACUGUGCAAGCUCAGGAUAACAUCGCCAGUGUCCGGCUGCUGCGGCCGGAGGUUCUGCAGGAUGUCUCGGAUGCUGAGAGCUGUCACCUCAUCCAUGCCCUGCUGAAGUUCUACUUGAAUACUGUUUUCAAAAACUACCACAAAAAGAUGGUUGAAUUCAGGACAAUGAAGUCAUUCUCAACUGUGAAGUCGUUCUCUACUCUGGCCAACAGCUUUCUUGUCAUCAAGUCACAAUUGCAGCCCAGUAAAAAUGAGAUGUCUUCCACCCGGGAGAGUGCACACAGGCGGUUUCUGCUGUUCCAGAGAGCAUUCAAGCAGUUGGACAUAGAAGCAGCCCUGACCAAAGCCUUUGGGGAAGUGGACAUUCUCCUGUCCUGGAUGGAGAAGUUCUACCAGCUCUGAUGUCUAGACUAGCAUCUCCAUCUCAUCUGUUCCCCAUGCCAUUUCGAA
Nycticebus coucang (slow loris) is the source of this 1318-nucleotide messenger RNA. RefSeq names its product interleukin 24 (gene IL24). The transcript has 6 exons. Bases 704 to 1270 code for a protein of 188 amino acids. The record is from RefSeq and is a predicted model, not a curated record. Lineage: Eukaryota; Metazoa; Chordata; Mammalia; Primates; Lorisidae.